Molecule: messenger RNA, 1206 nt
Organism: Triticum dicoccoides
Lineage: Eukaryota; Viridiplantae; Streptophyta; Magnoliopsida; Poales; Poaceae
Exons: 4
Coding region: 1-1206 (401 amino acids)
Biological process (GO): regulation of DNA-templated transcription
Molecular function (GO): sequence-specific DNA binding; DNA-binding transcription factor activity
Source: RefSeq, a predicted model, not a curated record
AUGAAAUGCCCGCCACCGUCAGACACAGAUGACUGGCAAAGUGGCAAUCACAGAGUUUUAUACGGAGGUGAUCAGACUCUCAGCGUGACUGAUCGCUUACCACAGUUUGAAGAGAUGACGUCUGGGCAAGAGGCCAUAGAAAAACUAUCGCAGGAGCUCGUCGGCGGGCACGAUCUCAACGCGAGGCUCCUGGCAUUGCUGCGCCGCGGCCCCCUCGACGGACGUGGGCAGGAGGCGGCCGUCGCGAUGAGCCAGGAGCUCUCCCGGGUGUUCAUGGUGUCUCUGUUCAUGCUCAGGUCGGGAGACAGUAGCAGAGUGGCGGCGCCAGGGGCGACCAUCGCUGAGGGUGGCAUCGAUCAGCCGACUCCGACAAAUGAUAUUCCUAUCUGUGGUGGAGAAGAGGUUACUCCUACAAGGAAGGGUAGACAAAACGGGGUUACCUGCAAGGAGAUUACAGCCUCGCCUCAUAGUGAUGGUUACCAGUGGAGAAAAUACGGGCAAAAGAACAUUCAGAACAGAAAAUUUGCAAGGUGCUACUACAAAUGCAUGUUUAGCCAUGACCGCGGUUGCAGGGCGAAGAAGACGGUGCAGCAGCAGGAUACCAGCGGCGGCCGGCGUCCCAUGUUCCAGGUCACCUACGUGAACGAGCACAAGUGCCAACAAGAAGUAAUGCUUCCCAGGGAAUCUAUCGGUGGGAACAAGCACACGACAAGGAGCGGUCAUUUCGAUCCUCAACGCGCCAAAUUGGACGACGACGUCAUGGCCUCGUGCCUCGCCAUGGUCAUCGGCGGAGCUGCGCCUGCAGGUCUAUCGUCCUCAUCCUCACCGCCGCCGGUCGUAAGAGCGAGCCCGAGUGAUCCGGUCGGCGGGCGUACGCCGACCCUGCUGGACGUGAGCAUGGGCCUGGAUGAGACGACGGUGGCGGAGAUCUUGUGCCGCUCGCCAUUUGCUCCCGUGAAGGCACCUGCAGCUCCGUCUUCGUCGUCGUCGUCGCUGCCCGUGGAAGCGAUCAACUUGAGUGAUCCGAUGCGGGCCGGCGGCGGACUCCCCCGGAGCACGGACGCUAUGUCGAUGGACGAAAUUUACUUCCCGUGCGGCCCGCUGUUUUCUCCCUUCGCGGCUCAGUCGACCAUCCAUUCGGUCGACGUGCCCACGGCUGUUGCCCGGUUCACGGACACCGACUCAGCGUGGCCAUACUACUUGUGA